UUCCUUCUGCCAAAGCUGCAGAAAACCCGCUAAAACCCUUCCUAACCAAUAAACCCAGCCGCCGUCUACGCCGCGUCAAGGUUAUGAACUUCCCGUCGACCUGACGUCAUUUGGUUCUUCUGUAACGAUUAUGGCUUUUAGGGUUCGCCGACUCAAAGAAAUUUCUAGGCAUUUGUCCCGAAUCUCCGGAUAUUCUCAUCAGCAUCACCGUAGUGAUGCUGUCAGCUCUUUGGCAUUGGCCGUUGCUCCAUUUCAUGCAUCUGAAGGAAUCAAUAAAAGGAUUGUAGACGAUGGACGUCACUUUCUGCGGUUUUCCACUACAACAGAGCUACAAUGCGAGUCUUCUGCAGCAAAUAAUAUUUUAUCCUUCAUUAAGUCAACCUUAGAUGAGUCCGAAGGGCCUAACCACCGUUGGUUGAAUACAUAUGAUGGAAAUAAAGGACUUUCAGAGAAGGAUGGUAUCUUCUUAAUUCUUGCCGAUCAAUUUCUUGCAAUGGCAAGCUCUGAAUCUGUUUUUCUGGUUGAAAAUGUAAAGUUCCUUCAGCACAGGUUUCCUCAGCUUCAUGUUAUUGGGUUUCAGUGUUCCAGUUCUCUAUCUGCUGCUGAAAAAACUGACAUGAUCCAAUUUAUAAUGAAGGAAUAUGUUUCGUUUCCCAUUUUGUUGUCCAAGAAGGAUUUUGAGAUGGCGAGGGGGCUCUGUUAUAUUAUCUCCAAAAACUUCAGAAAUCCUUUACUCCUCUAUGAGAGGAACAUGGAUCCUUUCACUAUGAGGAAAGCUAUCGAGGAGUUGCAAGAACAAGAAAGUGAGAAAUUUAGUCAGCCCAAUAAUGGGAGAACCACUUACCUAAAGCAGGCGGAGAUCACAACAGAACCAUAUUCAUGUUCAUUCAUGCAGAAUUUUCUUCUCCACUUUCCAGGCUGUAUAUCUGCAGAUGAAAAGGGUGGCCGACUCUUCCUUUCAGACAGCAAUCAUAACCGGAUUAUCAUAUUUAACAGCAAUGGGAAGAUUCUGGACAUUAUUGGUUCUUAUCCAGGUUUUGAUGAUGGAGAAUUUGAAUUGGUCAAAUUAGCUCGUCCAGCAGCUUCCUUUUAUCAUGCUACUCAGAAUUGCUUGUAUUUUGUGGACUCUGAGAACCAUGCUAUUAGGAAAGCUGAUUUGGACAAGCGGGUUGUGGAAACUCUCUAUCCAGAAAACUACUCGAGUAAGAAGAGUACACAGUUAUGGAGCUGGAUUAUGGACAAAUUUGGUCUUGGAAGUAAUGCUGAGAGAGAAUUAGAAGACUUCAAUCCGCAGUCUCUGAUGUUUCCUUGGCACAUCAUUAGAUAUGUGGAUGAUAGAUUAUUAAUUUUAAACCGCAGUCUUCAAACACUAUGGGUCAUGGAUUUGGUGUCAGGAAAAAUUAUUGAAGUUGUUAGAGGCCUUUCAAAUAUCAUGGAGACCUAUGGACAGUUGAUCACAGACAAAGUGUCUGUUAUGAAACAGAUCCCGACUGGUUGGUUGCAGCGGCUAAGUCAUGCAAAUAUUGUCACAGGGGGGCUACCAUACCUGGAUCUUUUAUCUUCCUGUACACCCUUCCAGAACUGCAUAAUCAUUUGCGACUCAGUUGGACAGGUGAUAUUGAAAUAUCAUAGAAAUUCUGGUGAGAGCUCAAGCUUCCAAUUUUCAAAUUUUGGGGUUCUUGGAUUACCAUAUUGGUUUGCUUCACCUCCGGAGAAGGUCAUAACCACUGCUGAUAGCUUUCGAGGAGCAGGGAUUGAUCAUCUUCAGUUUUUCAGACUGCUGCCUGGUAAGGUUGGUAUACAGAUCAAUGUUGAUCUGCCUGCUGAUAUUGAACUUGUGGAAUCAUUACAAGAAGACAGCAUAUGGCGACAAGCAAGAGGAACUGCAACUGAAAGCUUAAUUGUCGAGGAUGUAGCUGGGCCCUCAGAAAAGGUUGGUUCUGCUCAACAGUGGUAUGAUGAGUUGGAUAGCCUAGCCUUUUCACCGCCAGAUUCAGAAAUGGUGGAAGAUAAUACGAGAACUUCUAAUCAUAUAGGAGACAAUAAAGUGCAGAUUGAGUGUGCUGUCAAUACAAGUCCUGGAACUAGCGAGGUUAUAGUUUAUGCUGCCCUGUAUUUAAGGCUGAGAAGAAACCAAGAUUGGGAAGGCAACGAGGAGAAAGAUGCAGAAAGGAUAGCAGGUUUUUUGUACCCAAGAAAUGGAGGGAAGAUAAGAAAAGAGUGCUGCAUUCAGUUCCUUUUAAAACGUAAAAGGUAUUUGAGAGAGCUCAUUUUCGUGAAACCUCUUCAUGUCAGGAUUAAGUUGGAUUCUCUCGAUCACCCUAAAGCUGAUAAUUCCAAAGGUAUUAUCCUCACAGACUCUUCAGUUGAAGUCAAUCUAUCACUUGCCUCCCAAUAACCAUAAAUUUAUGUUGAUGCUCAUGUUUCAUGUUGUACCAAAUCACCGACUGUAGUCGGUGAUACUUGUUCUAUUUAUUUGUUUUCCUAUUCUAUGUUUAUUUUUAAUGAAAAGUCGAACUUCCAUUGAGAAGAAUGAAAGAAUACUCAGGUAAACAAAAACGAAAGAACAACCCAACAAAAGGGAGCCAUGCUAGACGAAUGGGCUCCAAUUCUUAUUAUAUAGUUAUUCAAUUGUUCUAUGGUUAUUUGGUUAACUUCAAUUUGUUUUCUUUUA
Molecule: messenger RNA, 2674 nt
Organism: Momordica charantia (bitter melon)
Lineage: Eukaryota; Viridiplantae; Streptophyta; Magnoliopsida; Cucurbitales; Cucurbitaceae
Product: NHL domain-containing protein
Source: RefSeq, a predicted model, not a curated record